This is a messenger RNA of Rotaria sp. Silwood1, 831 nucleotides long. The record is from the annotation of a GenBank genome assembly. Lineage: Eukaryota; Metazoa; Rotifera; Eurotatoria; Philodinida; Philodinidae.
AUGAAAUUUCUUUAUUCAUUUUGUGCUGCACUCUUCUUACUAAUUACAUCAAACAAAGCUCAUACACCGGGAACAGUAACUGUUGAUAAAUAUACAUUUGAUAAAAUCAUACGUAAUUUUGAUGCCGUCUUAGCAAAAUUUGAUGAUAAAUAUCCUUAUGGUGAUAAACAAGAUGAAUUUAAGAAAUUUGCUGAAAGUGUAGCUAAUACAAAAAAUCUUCUUUUAGCUGAAAUUCCAAUAACAGAUUAUGGUGAUAAAGAAAAUGAAGAAUUAGCUAAAGAAUAUAGUGUAACGAAGGCAGAUUUUCCAGCAUAUAAAUUAUUUCUUAAAGGAAAAUCUAAACCAAUUGAUUAUACAGGUGAUAAUACUGAAAAUGAUCUUAAACGUUUUCUUUCACAAAAUACAGAUCUUUGGUUUGGUUUACCCGGUACACUUGAGCUAUUAGAUCGUAUAUCCCGAGAAUUUUUUGAUGCAUCAUCAGCAAAUGAGGAAACAAAUCAAAAAUCAUUACUUGAAAAAGCACGAGAAUUAGUUAAAGGUUUAACUGAUAAAAAAGAUCAAAAGAGUGGUGAAUCUUAUAUAAAGAUCAUGGAAACAGUUGUUAAACAAGGUGUUGAAUUUCUUAAACGUGAAGGACGACGUGUACAAAAUUUAUUGAAAGGAAAGAUUACCAGUGAAAAAAGAGAAGAAUUACAACAUCGUGCAAAUAUUCUUCUUUCAUUUAAAUCACUUAAAGAAUCUGUAACUGAAACAGUUGAAACAAUUAAAGAUAAAGUUGUUGAUGCUGCUGAAACAAUCAAAGAAACUGUCACUGGCGAAAAAGAUCUAUAA